AUGCCGAAGCCGACGCUUCUGCUGCGCGGGGGCUGGGAGCGCGAGCGCAACCCCGGGGACUCGGAGCUGGGCCGCCAGUUCCGGGACUGGUGCCUGCGCACCUACGGCGACUCGGCCAAAACCAAGACGGUGACACGCAGCAAAUACCAGAGGAUCGCUGAGGUCCUGCAGGGCGGCGGCGGGACUGGCUCGGGCAGCGGCCCCGCGGCCGGCGAGAAAGGCAAGUUCCAGUUCUGGGUGCGCUCCAAGGGCUUCCGCCUGGGCAGCGGCCGGGAACCCAAGAUGGGCCAAGUGGUGUAUGUGCCGGUCAAGACGGGCUCGGGGGCAGAUGGCCUGUCGGAGCCCGAGGGCAUCUCUCUGAAGCGGGUUGCUGUGGUGGAAGAUUUCUUUGACAUCAUCUACUCAAUGCAUGUGGAGAGCUCGGCGGAGCCAGGCAAAGCCCCCAAGCACGCUGGGCAGAAGAAAACCUACCGGGCGAUCGCAGAGACCUACGCCUUCCUCCCGAGAGAGGCUGUGACCCGCUUCCUGAUGAGCUGCACCGAGUGUCAGAAGAGGAUGCACUUUAAUUCCAAUGGCCUGGAACCCAAAGAAAAUGAGCCUCCAUCUCCUCUGGUCUCCGGGAUCAUUGAUUACAACAUGCCCCUCACCUCCACCUACUUGAAGCAGAUGAAGCUGCGAGUGAUGAAUUCCCAGGAGCAGGAUGAGACCUCUGUGAGCAGUGAAGACUUUGAUAUGAAUGACUCCACAUGGAUGUCCGCUGACCCACACCUGGCCUCCAGCCUGAGCCCCAGCCAGGACGAGAGGAUGCAGAGCCCGCAGAACCUCCACAACCAAGAGGAUGAUGAUUCCUCCUCCGAGAGUGGCAGUGGCCAUGGCUCCUCUACCCUAAACCCAUCCACAUCAAGCAGCACACAGGGCGACCCCGCCUUCCCUGAAUUGAACGGCAACGGCGCUGCGGCCCCCAUGGACUUCACUUCCACUGCUGAGGAUCAGCCCAUCAACCUGUGUGACAAGCUCCCACCAGGCACAGCACUGGGCACACCCUCCUACUCCUCCGAUGGCUGUGGCACUGAUGGGCUGCGGAGCCGUGUCAAAUAUGGGGUGAAGGCUACUCCUGAGUCACCCCCCUACAGCUCUGGGAGCUACGAUUCCAUCAAGACAGAGGUCAGUGGCUGCCCUGAGGAUUUGACGGUAGGCCGGGCGCCCACAGCAGAUGAUGAUGAUGAUGACCAUGAUGACCACGAGGACAAUGACAAGAUGAAUGACUCUGAGGGCAUGGACCCUGAGCGUCUCAAGGCCUUCAACAUGUUUGUGCGUCUCUUUGUGGAUGAGAACCUGGACCGCAUGGUGCCCAUUUCCAAGCAGCCCAAGGAGAAGAUCCAGGCCAUCAUCGAGUCUUGUAGCCGGCAGUUCCCUGAGUUCCAGGAGCGGGCCCGAAAGCGCAUCCGUACAUACCUCAAGUCCUGCCGACGUAUGAAGAAGAAUGGCAUGGAGAUGACCAGACCCACGCCUCCCCACCUAACCUCGGCCAUGGCAGAAAACAUCCUAGCAGCUGCCUGUGAGAGCGAGACAAGAAAAGCAGCCAAAAGGAUGCGCCUGGAGAUCUACCAGUCCUCGCAGGAUGAGCCCAUAGCCCUGGACAAGCAACACUCCCGGGACUCUGCAGCCAUCACCCACUCCACCUACACACUGCCAGCCUCCUCCUACUCCCAGGACCCUGUGUAUGUCAACGGCGGCCUCAACUACAGCUACCGUGGCUAUGGGGCUUUGAGCAGCAACCUGCAGCCCCCUACUUCCCUCCAGACAGGAAAUCACAGUAACGGGCCCACAGACCUCAGCAUGAAAGGCGGGUCCUCCACCACCUCUACCACGCCCACACCCACCCCCUCCAGCAACAGCACCAGCAGGACCAUGCCCACUGCCCAGCUCAGCCCCACUGAGAUCAGUGCUGUGCGGCAGCUCAUCGCUGGCUACCGGGAGUCAGCGGCCUUCCUGCUGCGCUCUGCAGAUGAACUGGAAAACCUCAUUUUACAGCAGAACUGACCCCUGGUACCAGGCGCAUUACCUUAGAAAAGGAGAGUGUCCCAGCCUGGACCCAGCUUCCUGCCUCACCAGUUGGUACAUUUUGUUUUCUGAAAAAGGUGGGAUCCAAAAGAGCUGUUUCUAGCCACACUCCAAGCACCUGAGACUUUGGGCACAAGGACACUUUUUUUUGGAAUCUCACCACACGCCACACGGGUGCUCUGACCUGCUUGGAAGAGGCCAAUGGGGCAGCUCUGGAAAGGUUGGGGCUCCCCUAACAAGGCGCUGGAGCUGCAGCUCUGUUUAGAAUCACCUUUCUGGACCCUGAUGUUAGAAUUCCACCCCCAGAUAAUUACCUUUCAAGUCUUAGGUGAGCAGAAUUGCAUAUUUAUUGAGAAAAACAAAGUGGACCCUUUCUUCCUCUCCCCUUAGUAAUUUAUUUUUCUGAAAAUGGAUUCUUUUGUGUUUGUACAGAUUGCCAGUCUGUGUCUGUCUGAUCAGAAGGAUGUAUCCCUGUACCUAACAUUCCAUAUCACUACACUGAUGCGGGCUGGGGACCGGUAGGGGCAGGGUGGGUGCCAGGCUGGCUGGCCAUCUGAGUGCCCUGCGCACCCUGGGGAAGGCCACCACCCCUUGGCCAGACUGUCCUGUUGCAGAUCCCAGUGCUGCCACAGGGACACUGCCAGUCACCAUCAAGCAGGAGGACCUCGUCCACACCCACUGCAAAGUAAAACAAAGGCAUUCCACCCAUUCUACAGAGCCCCAGUCACACGGUCACCUGUAUUCUACCUCACACUCGAGCGUGGGCUUUUUCCAGGAUGUGCUCUGAGCCUGUUCUGAACAGUUGUCUCCCCAAGUCCCCCACACAGUGUGUUUGCCUGGGAGGUAAGUCAGACUGGGUAUCCAGAAGCCAGAGCCCAGGAGAGGGUCCUGUUCCUCACCUUGUUGCUGGGGAGCCAGGUCUAAACACUUCUCUGCACAGGCUAGGACCUCAGACUCCUGCUGAGAAGAGCCUUCUGCAGGGUAAGCCCUGGCUGUCAGACAGCUAUGAGCCUCAGGUGGACUGCAGCUCCCACCCCUUGCCUCGUGGUUGGAAUAAAGGGAUCAUCAAUAAAGUGGAGAGACCACUUGGGUUCUCCUAGGACUGGCCUUUCUUCUAGAAGGUCCAGUUCUGGAAGAAACUCAGUGUCUUUGAGUGUGAAAAAGAGCAAAAAGAAAUAGUUGGCCUGGUUUCCUUCCUCCCUGAUAGGCACUUCCUCUUGCUCAGUGCAAUACCUACUAGUGCUGCUAAAACCAGGGAUUCACCCAGACCUCAGUAGGCCCAUGGGGCCUCUCCACACAACACUCUGUAGCCAUGACAGCAGCUCUCUAGAGCUGCUUGCCCCUGCCGAGAUCCGGCAGAAGCCCCGUUGCCUUUUGUCCUGCAUAGCAAAGAGGCCCCAGGGGAGCCAGGGCCAAAUGGACCCUAGGACAGCUGCAGAGAACCACUCGAUCCCAGAAUAAGCGCCCCUUCCCAGGACAGCUUUUCUGCAGCCAAUUGCUCAUUGCAGCCAUGGCCCUGCCUCCUGGCACUGUGGCAAACCACCCUUCAGGAGGGCUGGGCAGGCAGUGCUGGUAUGGGUACCCCACCCUCCUCAGAUGCUCCAGGAACUGUAAGGCAGGGUACCCCAUGCACACUUCCACCCCAGGGUCAGGGGUGGUCUCAAGUGGCCUGCGACACGAACCCAGCCACACCACCUCUGCCUUCCCUGUGACCAAUCCCCAGGCCUCUGGUCAGGGCAAGGAUACCUGAGACCCCCUCAGCACAGCACAAACUCCAGUGCCCAAGGCCUCUCCCCACCAGCCCUCCAUGUGUGCAGUCCCUACCUGCUCAGUACAACUCUGAACAUUUGAAUUUGUGUAAAUAUUUAUUUUUGUGUGUGAACAAUAAUACAAAGUAAUCAGUAGAUCUUUUGCAAAAUGUUACCCUAGGCAAUUUGUGAAAAUCUUAAUGUUAAAAACUGGCAGAGACAAUCGCCGCCCUAGAAUUCCUGGUAUCAAUUGCUUAAUGUGUCAUUUCUCCUCCCCAGAGGCAGUAUCUAAGCAAGACACAAAUGGUUUGCAUUUCUUGGCAGACUGGAGUGUAAGACUGGGAAGGGCCUCCUUCCUCUACCGCAAUAGGACCCGAACUAAAGAUCAGCAUAAGCAGCAGCUGGAAGCUGCAUGUUCUUGAGCGCAAGCUAUCUGACCACCUUCAGCCUGCCCCUCAAGGCUAUAGUAAGCAUAGAUUGUAUGCAUUUUAAAGAAAAAGAAAAUAAAUGCCAGUGGUGGUGGUCCAGGAGCCUCCAGGACAGUGGAUUCCAUCAUGGCGACCCCACUUAUGAGGUGGGUUCCUAUGGAGAAGCUAUACCUGAAGCCUCAGAGAUGGCUGAUUCAGGAGCAAUUAACUGCGUGGAAACAGGAUUCCAUUAUCUAGUUUUGUCAGGGAACUUGUUCUGUUUUUGCUUUUGUUUUUAAAGAUGCAGCUUCAAGCCCCCCGCCCCUCCACUCCACACUGGGAGAGCACCACAGCUGGUCUUGAUGGACCUUAGCUCAGAGCUGUCUCAUCCUCAGAAACUGUCCUGUACCAGAGGAGACUCCCAAAGCCUUGUCCCACAGCCACUUACAUCUUAUGGAGGGCCUCAGGUACAUCACUGGGAACCUUAAGUUAAAAAGGAAAUGGAAGAGUAGGGCAUAUCAGUCCUAGAGUCUUUACAGGGGGCCAAUCCCAACAAGAAGGGUAGAAUUGGAGAAGUGGGCACCUUUGUCUCUCUGGCAGGUCGUCUAACAGACUAGUAACAGUGUGUGUGACCCAUCUGACAAUUUUUCUGUCACCACUCAAAGAUGGACAGUUUAUUCCCAAGGAUGGGGGAGAGGGACAAACAGGGCUGGAAGGGUCUCAGAAGAUUUCCAACAGAUGGAACCCAUCUGUCCCUCCCUAUUCUCAAGGGCCACGUAUGACUCCAGGGGUGGUUAUAGGAUUAACUACCAGUUCAUUUUCAAAAUGCUGCUUUGAACUCAGAGGGUUGAUACUUUUAAUUUGUAAUUUUUUGUAAAACUUUUUACACAAUAGUAAAGUAUUUCACCAGAAUACCAGUUUCAAUCCGUCCGUGGUCUGAUUUUUAUAUAAUUUAGUGGUGCUUUAGAAACUUUGUUUUUGUUGUUUCUGAGCUCAACAGCUCAAUCCUUUUUCACCUGUAUCUACCUAAGACCAAUGUGAACCUUUGUAUUUUUGCUCCUGAUUUUGGACUCAGUGAAAGUGUACUGUUUACAUGUACAGAUGCCCCUAGUCCCCGUGUGUUCUGCAAGACUCACCCCUUGAGGAGGAAGAUGCACCUCACUAAACUCAUCUGUUUAGCAAAGCCACACACACACACACACACACACACAAAACCCUCUCUUUUUACCUGUUUCCACUUAAAACUAAACACAAAAACCUACACCACAUAGAACUCAGAUUUUCUGGAAAACACUUUCUGCCUGGUAAAUCACCCAUCCCAUCUGCCUUUAUCAUGUGUCUCUUAGGAGCAGGGAUCAGAAUAGACCUCCUGUAAGCCACAUGGACAGCUGCAAAGUGAAGGCUCCCAGCUCUGGGAUGAACAUAUUUUUCUGAGCAGCCUGGCAAUGGAAAGGUCAAGAUGAUGCCAUGGCCUUCAGGAUCAAGCCAACCAGGAUUUAGGGACAACCCAUGAGGUCACCAAUCUUCUGGCAUAAUUUUGGCAUAAUUUAGGAAGAAGAUAGUCCAUGUCUGAGACGAGAUUUUUAACUUUCAGUGCAGAUAGUAAAAGCAGGGUUCCUCUGGAAGCACUCAUUUGUGAGCCACCGCUUCUGGGAAUCCAGACUUAGUAUAUGGCACUUAUGGCAAGCAGUGAAUGGCACCAACUUUUAAAGGUGACUAUUAAUCAAUGGCUUCACCUCUAAAUUAUAUUUUUACAGAUAUGCACCUAUGCAACUUAAUGUGGCUCUUCUAAGCAGGUGAGGACUUCCUCCUCAAUGCUCUCUAUAAAAAGUAUUUGUGUUCUGGAUGGUGAGUUUUUCCAGUAAAUGUGGCUUAAUAUUUUAAUUCUUAGAAUGUGUCUUCUAUGUGAUGCAACUAAAUUCUGUUUUGUUUGUGGAAUGACUAGCACAGGCCGACUCCCUCUCCCUCACUUAACAGAAGACCAAUGAGCUGUUAAUCGAGCUGUUAUCUCCAUGGUAUUACUGCUAAAUGCACUGAUUUCAUAUGUAUGUGGAACCUUUUCCUUUUGAAUCUGUAUAUCAUAUAUAAGACUGAAUCUACUUAAUAAACAAUGAACAACAAACCGAA
Heterocephalus glaber (naked mole-rat) is the source of this 6346-nucleotide messenger RNA. It is a transcript of the gene Nol4l, whose product is annotated as nucleolar protein 4 like. The record is from RefSeq and is a predicted model, not a curated record. NCBI's taxonomy places the organism in Eukaryota, Metazoa, Chordata, Mammalia, Rodentia, Bathyergidae.